Messenger RNA from Schistosoma rodhaini, 4716 nucleotides. Lineage: Eukaryota; Metazoa; Platyhelminthes; Trematoda; Strigeidida; Schistosomatidae. The record is from the annotation of a GenBank genome assembly.
AUAAUAAUAAUAAUAAUACAAAUCAAUUCAAUACAGUUACUAUGGGUAAUCCUAUUGGAUUUCUUAUUGUAUGGAUACAUUUAUCUGAUGGUUCAUCUAUUUUAUGGAAUCGAAUGACUGAGAUUUAUGAACGACUUUAUGGAAAAGAUAAAAUUCCAUUAAACUUAUCAAUUAAAAAUUGUCGACCUGAUUUAUUCUGGAUUGAAACUAGUUCACCUGGUUUGGUAGAAAGAAAACAACGUUCUGUGAGAAAAGUAUCUCCGAUUUCAACCUUUUCAUCAUCAGAAUCUUCUCAGACUUUAUCGGAAUCUUCAUUUAUUCGACGAAGCAGUGAUCGAUUUCCUGGUUUAUCCCGUCGUUCAGUACGUAUGAAACCACAUUUACUUCGAACUGGUGAUCAUUCCAUACCAAUUAAUCAACAAACAUACAGAAGUAUGUUACGCAACGGAAUCGCAAAGAAUGUCACAUUGAUUAAUGCAAGUAAUUAUUGGUCUGGUCCAGUAGUAUGGUUUCUUCAUAGAAAGAUCAAAUUUUCUGGUGAUAUAUUAGAAGUUGGACUAACAUCACCAAGUGGUAAUCUUCUAGUUCCACAUGUUCGUAUUCGUGGUGAAAUAAUAUCACCUAAAAAUAGUUUCUCUAUGAAUGAAUAUUUAAGAAGUAAUGAUAAUUAUGAAUUUGGUUCAAAACCUAUACAAGAAAUCAAGACCAAUGAAAGCAAUAUACAUGGUUCUAUGGCAUUUAAAGAUGCUCCUGGAUUUCACAAACUGGAUUAUUAUCAUCCUAUGUAUUCAUCAUCUUCAUCGUCAUCAUCGGAUAAAGUCUCUAGUCCACAAAACUCUCAGCUAUCUAAUACUAUUUCUAUAAAUUCUGAUGAUAUUAAUAUAGACGACAGACUAUCUAUUUUAUCUGAUGUUGGUGGUGGAAAUACUAAUCAUGUGGAAAAUAAAGAAUUAAUACAUGAUAGUAAAAAUAAACUAUCCAUUAAUCCCAGGAGUGGUAGUCGUAACAGUCGUAUUAGUGAAAAUAAUGACAAGGCUAACGAUGCAAAAACUAGUUCAAGACCAGCAUUAGAGAUGAGUAUGUAUAUUUUACUUGGUCUAUUUGCUGUAGUUGGACUUGUAUUUGCUGUCAAUUGUGGAGUUGUUGUUGUACGUUAUCGUUGGGAGAAGAUGAAUAUGAAUAACACUGAUGGUACCGACAAUAUUACUCGUGAUGGCAGCUGUAGUAUUGCUAGUGGUUGUGUUCGAGGGAAAUGUAAUAACUCACUUAAUGAUGAUAACAAUCCCUCUCAGUCUUUAACACUUACUGAUCCAGUAUCCAAUAAUAAUGAGAUGACAGAUCAUAGUCAAUUAAUGUCGGCUAUUUCUACUUCAUCAAAGUAUAAUUGGAAACAUCAUUCAAAGAGUGAUGCUGAUAAUCAAGAAAAACUAAUAUCCACUAAUAUUAAUAGUCAUAAUAAUAAUAAAGAACGGAAACGAACUAAACGAUCUGCUACAUCAGUGUUUAGCAGUCGUCAAAAACACAAGCCAUUGUUACAUCGUGAUUCAAGUUGGGUAUGGGUUGGUCGUCAACAUGUUAUCAAUGGACAAAAUGAAACUGAUAAACUAGAUGAAAACUUAAGUUCUCACCACCGUCCUCCUUCGCAUCAUCAUCAUCACCAUAGUCAGCCUAUUGGUUAUAAUUCGGAAUUAACUGAUUUUAGCACAACAGCGCCAAUUCCUACUACUAAUAACAUUAAUAAUAAUGGUAAUACCAAUGGUGUACCAAAAAUAGAUGCCAGCUUAUCUCGUCCAAAUAAACGUCCAGUACAAUUGAAUGGGAUGACAAAAAAAUCUACAACUGCUGUGUUAUCAGUUGGUGAAGCGGAUUUAUUAUUAUUACAAUCACCAUAUCGUGAAAGUGUAUGGCAAGAUACUUUACGUUCAGACAAUAUAGAAUCAGAUUCACGUUUCUUAUAUGUAGGAAAUGAUAAUCUUACACAACAAUUUGGAUAUACAAAUGAAAUACAACCUAACUCAUUUUUAUAUAAUCAAUUAUCUAUACCUGCUAGUAAUACACCUAAGAAUGAGUGUCAAACACUUGGUCGUCACACAAAACGUCAUACAACAGCAUUUACGCAGCGAAAUUAUCAGGGUCAAGAAUGUAGUAUCAGAAUAAUUAGUAAUCCAAUGUCAAAUAAGAAGCAACAUUAUCAUAUACAACAAGAACUAACUCAACAAUUUCUUAAUCCACAACUUUUCCUAUCAGAUUAUUCACCAGAAAAUAUGAAAUAUAUCAAUCAACAAACUAAUAAUAAUCAUAAUCAUAAUACAUUGACAAACUCUGUAAUAGUUAGUGAAUCCUGGUUAAACAACUCAAAUCCAUUGAUGAUGUUAAGUGGUAGUGCUAGUGCAUCAUUACAUCGUAAACAAAUAUCACCAGUUUAUUUACAUGAUGAAUGUACUACUAAAGUACAAUGUAAUGAUCUAUUGAAUCACACACUAUCAACUAUGAAUAAAUUGAAAAACGUGACAAGUAUAAAAAAUUCUCCUACGAUCUCAUCAUCAACUAAUCGACAUCAAUCUACAUGUCAAGUCUUAUCACCUUUACCUGUAUGUUUAUCACAGGUUUGUAACGAUGAAUCAAGUUUAACUACCUCAACUUCACAACAUCAACAUUAUCAACGUAAUGUUAAUCAAGAUUGGAUGAUUUCAGGUUAUCGUAGACAACCUUUAUUAAAUACAGAUGAUAUACAUCAUAAAGAUUUUUUAGAACAUACUAAUAGUAAUAAUCAAUCUACAAUAGAUAGACAAGAUUGUACAACAACAGAAAUGUUAAAUGUUUCUUCACCUAUAUGUCCAUUGAAUUCUCCAUGGCAAAUAAGACGAACAUUAGAGAAAUCAUUAAAACGAAAUCAAUCAGAUUGUUGUUCAAAUAAACAACAAUGUGAGUUACACAGUCCAUUAAUAGAUCAUGCUAAUAUCCAUGAAGAUCAUUUACAGCUUAAUGAAGUAUUAGAAUUAAAUGAAACUAGUUCAUUUAAUCAAAGUCCACCAAAUCCUCCAAUAAGAACUACAAGUCGUGGAGCUAUUACAUAUCAUACACUUGGUCAUUUAACAAGACAUAAUAAUAAUAAUAACACAAGUAAUCAACAUCCACGUCCACUUAGUUUGCCUCAAAGUUUUCAUGUCACAAAUGAAUUAUAUUCAGCAUUAUGUCAAACUGAUUCUUCUAAAGAAUGUGAUGUAAAACUUUUAACUGAAAAUAUUUAUAAAAAACAUAAAACUAAACCAAGUAACAUUGAUCCUACUAAUAACAGUAAAACCGACAUUUGUCAAGAUUGUCUUUUCACUUCAUCAUAUGAUAUUUCAUUAAAAUAUUUAAAUAAACAACAAAGUCCAAGUGAAGAAAGUUUAUGGUGGUAUCAUCCGGUACAUCAGAAACGGCGACGUAAACGUAAACAUCAAUCUAACAACAAAAAAUCUGUUGAUGAUAACAAAUCUAGUCAUCAUCAUCAUCAGCAUUUACAUAAUCAUCACUAUCAUCAAAAUCAUUAUGAUCAACCAACUAUAAAAGAACAUCAACAAUUAGAUAAUUCUAUAAAUAGUAUAUCGGAACAGUCAAAAGAUUUAUCAAUUCCUAUGACUACGAAAUAUGAUACAACUGAAUUAAAUGUUGACGUAAUAACAAGUAAUGAACUGUAUCCGGAUAAAGGUAUUGAUUCAAGACAAAAUUUAUGUGAAUAUAUGGAACCAAAUGAUCUAAAUCGAAAUAAAAUCCUAAUUAAUGAUCAUGAGAAAUUAAUAAUAACACCAAUACAACAUCAAGAUCAUUCUAUUAAAUCACAACAUCAUAAAACUAUAAAUCAAUAUCAAUCAAUAAAUUCACAAUCUGAUAUAAGUUGGGAACAAGAAUUAUUAUGUUUAUCCCAUGAUCGUUUAAUUGCUUAUUUUGCUGAAAUGAAAGAAUCUAAUGCUUAGCUUUAAUUCUAUUCAAUCAUGCUAUACAUAUAAAUGCUAUACAUUUAUCAUUGUGUAUAAAUUUUAUAUCAUUUUAAUAUUCUAUUACAAAGUCAUUAUAUUUGAAAAAUCAAUCUAAGUAUGUACAAUAUACAAUUCAAUGUUCAAUCUUUGUAAAUACAUUCAAAUCUAUAUAUAUAUAUAUAUAUACAUCUACAUGAAUAGGAAUCCAAUACAAUCUUAUCAACUAUGAGUUUUUCAUUCUUCUUCUUCUUCUUUGUUGUUGUUUUUUUUUCCAAAGAAAAAUAUUCUUUCUUCUUUUCUUACUAUUUUUUUCAUUUGUUUUAUAUAUACAAUUUAUUUAUGAUUAGAUAUUUGGGAAAAAAAUUAAUAAAUAAUUGAAUAAAAUAAAUUUAAACGAAACUAACAACGACAAAAAAAGAAAGAAAAAAGAGAGAAAAUAAUAUUGAAAAAAUCAAAUAAUCAAUUCGAUUAUUUUUUCUUUUUUUCUGUUUUUUUUUCUCUUUUUAGAAAAAGAAAUAAAGAAAACAAAACAUUUAAAAUACGCACAAAAAUUAAAUUUUUAAAUCUGCAUUUCUUAUUUGGCAUUUUAUUUAAAACAAAGAAAUAUAUAUAUACAUACAUAUUGUUUAAAUAAUUGAAAUAUUGAAUAUAGGAUACUACUUAUAUACUACUUAUAUAUAUUUCAUAGUUGAAAGCAUGAGUCAAUUGAAGCUAGACAACCGAGGAAAAUCUGGAAACACUGGACGGCCGUUUC